AUGGCCGCGCAUCGGCCUCUGAAGCAACAGUUGACGCUGUUCCUGAGCUUCCUUACCAUUUUUGCUUGUUUUAUUUCCCCAGUUGUCAGCGUCAAGCACGAGAAUUUCAAAACAUGCUCCCAGUCCGGUUUCUGCAAGCGGAACCGAGCUUAUGCCGAUGAAGCUAUCGCCUCGGCAAACAAUUGGAAGACGCCAUAUGAACUCGAGCCUUCGUCCGUCGAAUUGAACAAUGGCUAUCUACAAGGAGUAGUAUUAAAGACCACUGAAUCCGGAGAGAAGGUCAGGCUACCUCUCACCGUAUCCUUCUUGGAGUCGGGUGCCGCCAGAGUUGUUCUGGACGAAGAAAAGCGAAUCAAGGGGGAUAUCAAAUUGCGACACGACAGCAACAUUCGAAAGGAGCGAUAUAACGAGGCUGCAAAGUGGGCCAUAGUUGGCGGUCUGGCACCAAACAAGGCUGCAGCUUUCAGCCCCGAAUCAGAGACUGGGUAUACCAAGGUCCAAUAUGGCCCUGAACAUCAGUAUCAAAUGGUUCUUCGCCAUGCACCCUUGGAGAUAAACUUUCAACGCGAUGGAGAAACUCACAUCAAAUUGAACGACCGAGGCUUUCUCAAUCUGGAGCACUGGAGACCCAAAGUUGAUGUCCCUGAAGGCGAGACUGAGCCGGAGAAUGAGGCCACAUGGUGGGAGGAAUCGUUUGGUGGAAACACUGAUUCUAAGCCCAGAGGGCCCGAAAGUGUAGCCCUGGACAUCACUUUCCCAGGGUACGAGCAUGUAUACGGUAUUCCAGAACAUGCAGACUCGAUGUCGUUGAGGGAGACACGGGGUGGCUCUGGUAACCACGAGGAACCAUAUCGUCUAUACAACAGCGAUGUUUUCGAAUACGAGCUGGACAGCCCAAUGACACUAUACGGCGCCAUUCCUUUCAUGCAAGCUCAUCGCAAAAACUCCUCUGUGGGCGUCUUUUGGCUUAACGCGGCUGAGACAUGGGUGGACAUUGUCAAAACCAAAUCUACUUCCAAUCCUCUUUCGCUAGGACUUACAGGUAAAAGGACUACACAGACCCACUGGUUCUCUGAGUCCGGUCAGCUUGAUGUAUUUGUUUUCCUUGGUCCAAAUCCACAGACCCUGAGUAAGACAUACGGAGAGUUGACGGGAUACACACAACUUCCACAACAAUUCGCUAUCGCGUAUCAUCAGUGCCGCUGGAAUUACGUCACUGACGAGGACGUGAAGGAAGUCGACCGCAAGUUCGACCGCUACCAAAUUCCUUACGAUGUGAUCUGGCUUGACAUUGAAUAUACAGAUGGCAAGAAGUACUUUACAUGGGACCCAAUGACCUUUCCUGACCCCAAAGGCAUGCAGGAUCAGUUGGACGAGUCGGAACGUAAGCUUGUGGCCAUUAUCGAUCCUCACUUGAAGAACGAGAAUGGCUACCAUGUUAUCGAUGAGCUCAAGAGCAAGGAUUUGGGCGUCAAGAACAAAGACGGCAACAUUUACGACGGUUGGUGCUGGCCAGGCUCAUCGCAUUGGGUCGACUGCUUCAACCCAGCUGCUAUCUCCUGGUGGAAGGGUCUCUACUCCUACGACAAAUUCAAGGGUACAUUCCAUAACACUUUUAUCUGGAAUGAUAUGAACGAACCUUCGGUGUUCAAUGGUCCUGAAACUACCAUGCCAAAAGACAACAUCCAUUACGGAAACUGGGAGCACAGAGAUGUUCACAAUCUCAAUGGUAUGACUGUGGUCAAUGCUACCUACCAGGGUUUGGUUGAGCGAAAGAAAGGUCAGCUACAGCGUCCAUUUGUCUUGACUCGAUCAUUUUAUGCUGGCUCUCAACGUAUGGGGGCUAUGUGGACCGGUGACAACCAGGCUGAGUGGGGUCACUUAGCGAUGUCGAUGCCCAUGGUUCUGAACCAAGGUGUUGCUGGCUUCCCCUUUGCUGGAGCAGAUGUUGGUGGUUUCUUCGGAAACCCCGAUAAGGACCUUCUUGUGCGUUGGUAUCAGACGGGUAUCUGGUACCCAUUCUUCCGAGCUCAUGCUCAUAUCGAUACCCGUCGCCGCGAACCAUAUUUGACCGGUGAGCCUUAUAUGCAAAUUAUCAGCCAGGCGAUCCGUCUCCGUUACCAACUCCUUCCUGCUUGGUAUACAGCAUUCCAUGAAGCUUCCGUUACUGGAAUGCCCAUUGUGAGACCUCAGUAUUAUGUCCACCCCGAGGACGAGCAGGGUUUUGCCAUGGAUGAUCAGUUCUACCUAGCUUCGACUGGUAUCUUGGUCAAGCCUGUGGUUGCCAAAGACCAAGAUUCCGUCGACAUCUACUUGUCUGAUACCGAGAAGUACUAUGACUAUUUUGAUUACACGGUCUACCAGGGCAGCGGAAAGUGGCACAAGGUCCCUGCUCCGUUAGACAGAAUUCCUGUCCUCAUGCAGGGCGGCCAUGUUAUCCCUCGACGGGAUCGCCCACGACGCAGCAGCGGGUUGAUGAAGUGGGAUCCUUAUACUCUCGUGGUCGUACUAGACGAAAAUGGUUCGGCCGACGGCACGCUUUAUGUGGAUGAUGGAGAAGGUUAUGACUACAAGAAAGGUGGCUACAUCCACCGCCAAUUCACCUUUGUUGACUCUACAUUUGUCUCGGAAGACAUCGGCACCAAAGGUCCCAAGACCGAUGAGUAUCUCAAGGCAAUGGCCGAUGUUCGCGUUGAGAAGAUUGUUGUGGUUGGUGCGCCAGCUGAAUGGGAGCACAAGGACACCGUCAUGGUCAUCGAGGAUGGAUCCAAGGGAGCAGCCAAAGCCUCCUUGCAAUUCACAGGUAGCCAGAACGGCAAGGCAGCAUUUGCUGUGGUGAAGAAGCCCAAUGUUGCUAUUGGGAAGUCGUGGAAGAUCGAGUUCUAG
Molecule: messenger RNA, 2886 nt
Organism: Talaromyces marneffei
Lineage: Eukaryota; Fungi; Ascomycota; Eurotiomycetes; Eurotiales; Trichocomaceae
Exons: 3
Coding region: 1-2886 (961 amino acids)
Biological process (GO): N-glycan processing; carbohydrate metabolic process
Cellular component (GO): glucosidase II complex
Molecular function (GO): carbohydrate binding; alpha-glucosidase activity
Source: RefSeq, a predicted model, not a curated record